Molecule: messenger RNA, 5409 nt
Organism: Dufourea novaeangliae
Lineage: Eukaryota; Metazoa; Arthropoda; Insecta; Hymenoptera; Halictidae
Gene: nahoda
Exons: 17
Coding region: 429-4580 (1383 amino acids)
Source: RefSeq, a predicted model, not a curated record
UACCGGGUCUUUACGAUCUUUCGAGACAGAGAGGGAACUCGUUAUCACUGGUGAAUUGUUCUCCGAUCAACGAUGACGUAGUCGAUUUAAAGACCGUAUUUUCGAUUACGGUGCAUAGUGUGAUUAUUUUGUGUGUGCGUGUGAACACGGAGGAUCAACCCGGGGAAGUUUUACCUACGGGGAAACGCGACGGCGACAACGCAUUCAACAGACUGGCCUCACCGAGGCGGAAGGAGUUAAUCAACGAAGGGGUGCCCAUGCCGAGCGUCAGGAAAAAUCAACGGGAGGGUCUCAGGCGUGCGAGAGGAAAAUUCACAGAGGGAACAACCACCACGAGGAAUUCAGUGAAAGAGUGGUGUUUGUGAGAGAGCGCGUGUGGACGACGCUGGACGAUCGGGUAGAGCCAAGCGACGGGUUUCAGCUUGAAAAUGUCAUCGAAAACGUGUUCCGCGAUAAUGUCGGGACUGAUCCUGCUGGUAUUGACGGUGAUAUCAUACAGAGAAGUGCAAGGACACGUCGCCUUGACUUUUCCGCGCGCGAGGAAAUACGACUUGGACUUUCUGGACAACGCCAGGACGCCUGGACCAUGUGGAAUGCCUCGUGGCGAUGUCAAGACUACAUUACUGUCCGGGAGUAACUUCAACGUCACGUGGCACCUGGCUUAUCCUCAUCAAGGAGGAUUUCGAUUGCAGAUCCUCGACGGCCUCGAUAGGCCGCUGGUAGAUUUAACCCCCGUGACGAAGACAAGCGAGUUCGUGGAAGAUGACGCCACGGCGCAGAGUUACUCCGUGCAAUUACCCCAGAAUUUCACGUGCACGGACUGUACGAUACGGCUUCUGCGAGAGGCCGAGGAGUGGGGCGCGAGCUACAGAUUUUGGUCGUGUGCCGAUAUCGAUAUCACCGAACGAAAAACCUACAGGGAAGAUUGCAGCGGCCACGGCCGAUAUCUUUUGGGUCGAUGCAGAUGCGAUCGUCUGUAUCAUGGCGCCAGAUGCGAAUUUAAGGAGGAAUGCCUGGACGACUCGGACUGCGGUAUUCAGGGCACGUGCAUCGACAAUGGCGGCACGACCGCGCCCACCAAGCACUGCUACUGCAACAUAGGCUGGUUCGGGCCUGGUUGCGCGAAGAAAUCUCCAAUCAAGACAAUCGACGUGGACCUCGACGCCUAUACGAUGAAGAAGUUCUCAGACAACUUCACCUUCUACUGGCGUAUACUGAAGGAAAGCAAAGAGCUCGAGGGCGUUAUUGUGGUAAAUGGGACGAGUUGGGUUGGCGUUGGCUGGCGGCCAAACGAUCUAACUCCCGCGUGUCGAGCUUUCCCUGAGAUCCGUGAAAAACCAAAGGGAGAACCGCUCCCGCAACCGGAACCGAAAGCUGAACCGGAGCCCGAAUCGGAGCCGAAGGCCGAACCGAAACCAGAACCCGAGCCUGAACCCGAACCCGAGUUCGGAACGGAACGGUCCGGUGCUAAGAGGAGAUCGGCCAAAGCACACGAUGUCGCGCUGUUGUCCGCGACUCCUCCAUCCGACGCUGACGUCACUGUGCAGACCAGCGUGACUUACCGCGUCAGUACGAAGCAAGGACGCAAAAAGAGGUCUCCAGAUUCGGCAGUGUCCUCUGCAAAUGGGGAACCCGUCGCCGAGCCGAGCACUGUCGACAGCACCAACACCACGCCCGAACCUAUAUCAGAGCCAAAGUCCGAACCAGAGCCUAAAUCCGAACCAGAACCCAAGUCCGAACCAGAACCCAAAUCCGAACCAGAACCCAAGUCUGAACCAGAACCCAAAUCCGAGCCAGAACCCAAGUCUGAACCAGAACCCAAAUCCGAACCAGAACCCAAAUCCGAACCAGAACCCAAGUCUGAACCAGAACCCAAAUCCGAGCCAGAACCCAAGUCUGAACCAGAACCCAAAUCCGAACCAGAACCCAAAUCCGAGCCAGAGCCACAGUCUGAACCAGAACCCAAAUCCGAGCCAGAGCCACAGUCUGAACCAGAACCAAAAUCUGAAGCAGAGCUGAUAUCUGUUUCGAAACGCGUUUCCAAACUCGAGUCAAGGUCUCAACUAAAAUCAGUUUCGAAACCUCGACCAAGAGCCUAUACAGAGCCCAGCUCUGAACCGGAACCAAAGUCAGAGCCUGAACCCAAGUCGGAACCUGAACCGAAAUCAGAGCCAGAACCCAAAUCCGAACCUGAACCCAAAUCUGAACCUGAGCCCAAAUCAGAACCCGAACCCAAAUCUGAACCCGAACCCAAAUCUGAACCUGAACCCAAGUCAGAACCCGAACCCAAAUCCGAGCCUGAGCCCAAGUCAGAACCCGAACCGAAAUCUGAGCCUGAACCUAAAUCUGAACCAGAACCCAAGUCAGAACCUGAACCUAAAUCAGAACCAGAACCAAAGUCCGAACCGGAACCCAGUUCCGAACCGGAGCCAAAGUCUGAACCGGAACCCAACUCCGAGCCACAUCCAAAGUCAGAGUCGGAGCCAAAGUCUGAACCGGAGCCGAUUUCGGGCCCAAAGUCGAGCGCCACAAAAGCGAUCCUGCCUGGACCGGUGCACAAAUACACACCGAAACACGACUUCAAUCCGAUGGACUGCACCGAUAUAAUAAUCGGUUCGGCGCGGGGCAACAGUCACCGUAUCGGCGAUUACUAUACCAGGGACAGAUCGACGCCCAGAAAGGACGACUAUUGGGGUGGCAGGGACACGCUGACUGCCGCGAUGGGCUACGAACGCGACGGCGUCACCACGAUCCUAUUCAGACGGAAACUAACGGCGAACGAGCCGACCGAUCACGAAAUAGUGGAAAGCAAUAUGCACGUGAUAUGGGCCAAGGGGCAAGAACCGGGGAAGUAUGUUCACAAUCCCCCCAGUGGGAUCGAGAAGACGAAAGUCAGCGUGAAGGAUUUCUACAAGGCCGACGAACUGAAGUACCACGGACACGGAUCCCAGCGUGGAGCUCUGACGCUUAAUUUCUUCGAUGAAAAGAACAGACAGAAGAUGGCCAGUGGCGUUGCAACCAUGCAGACUUCAAACUGUAGGGGUGAAUGGCAUUAUCCUAGACACUGUUUGCCUGAGAAUGGUACCUGCGAAUACUCCAUACAAUGGACAUAUAAAAGCCGAAAGGAUCAGUUGUCAUUCGUCAUUUCUACCACCCACACGAACUCUUGGACCGGCGUUGGAUUCUCUGACGACGAUAAAAUGUCGCAAACAGACGCUGUAUUGGGCUGGGUCGACGAUAAAUCGGGCCGAGCUUUCUUAAUGGACACUUGGAUCAGCGGAUACAAUGCACCUUUACUCGAUCCGUCUCAAGACAUUUAUAAUACAGGCGGCAGUAAAGCGGACGGCGUGACCACUCUGAGGUUCUCACGGAAACGGAUAACGAAAGACAAUAGAGACCUCUCUUUCACCGACGAACGUUGUUUGUACAUGAUGUAUCCAGUUAAGGGUGGUAUAUUCAACGCCGUCAGCAAGAAAAUACGUAAACACGAUGCUGUACCUGUUGUCUCAUCGGAAAGGAUAUGCAUAAAGUCUUGUAGCAACGAAGAACUCGAAGACAUGACCACACCUGCGCCUCCGAGGCUACACUACAACGUCGAAGUUAAACUGGUGAACUUAGGUGACGGUUUCACAGCACCCACACCAGGCAGUUCGGACUUUGAGGUUAUCUCCAACACAAUAGCAGACAGCUUUGGUCCAGUUCUCGAGAACCUACCGGGCUAUUAUCAGAUUCGUCUCAACGAGUUGCAAAAGGAUGAAGAACAACAGAACGGCGUUAUCGCGCGGAUGGAUCUGAUCUUGGACAAGAACGAAGUUAAGGGUAGAUCGCUGAAGCCAUUGGACACCAGUGCAGCCGCGGAAAAGGCAUUGAAAGAAGCUUUAGUGAACGGAAAAGUCGGUGCGCUCAGCGUCGAUCCGCAGUACUUGAUCAUUCGAGCUCCUCGAGUAAACGACUUAAGUGGAGAAGACACGGACGAAGGAUCGCCAUUUACGUCGGACCUGUUCCUCGAUCAGACCAAGCUGUACAUCGUUGUCGGUUGCGUGGCUGCGCUGCUCGCCCUGGUCCUGUUACAAGCAAGCUGUACCCUCUACAGAUCAUCGAAGAGACGCACAACGAAGGAUCGCCUGAUCGCCAGCAACGCUUGGAAGGACUACGCAUCCGGCGCGAACACGAACUUCGCGUUCGAGGCGUUCGAGACGGAGGAAAAGGCGCCACCGCCGCCGGUCUCUAGUUUGCCGCGUCACAGAGAGAUCACGCAUGGGAACGGUGUAGCCGGUACCGACCAGGUCGAGGGUCCCAAUCGAAUGGUAGGGCCCCGAGCAACGUACAGUCUACCACGAGCACCGGGCUCGAGGCAUACGGCGCCGAUUCAGCCCGGUUAUUACACCCAGGAUCGAAGGGAUCAUUAUCAACGAUCGAAGAACAAUAUGCACAACAGCCCGGCAGGUGGUGGUGGUGGUGGUGGUGGCGUCUCGACCCAACCGAAUCAGCCGGAUUUCUACUUCAUGCCCAGCCAACGUAAAUACAGUGGCGAGGUCGUGCGCGUGUACGUGGAUUACGGGAGCCAAGCAACAAAAUAGAAGAGACUAUAUAUAUAUAUAUAUGCGAUGAUGAUGAUAACGCCGCGUCUGUUAGUGCUCUAACCUCUUUCUCUCUCUCCGUGUCCCCCUCUCUUCUCUGCUUUCGAAUCCCGCGAACGGACAAUUUGUUUUACCCCUCGCUUCAGUGAAGCGACUAUGUGUGUACAUAAAACGCCUGUUAAGUGGACCUGGAGAAAGAAAAGGGAAUGGACGACCCCACACUCCUCUCGACACGAGCCCUCCCGCCGGUGCUGCCCUCUAUCCCGAUGGAGGAACAUUCACUUUCGCCGUCGAUCGUAUACAUAGAUUCACGCUAACGUCGCACACGGGCCGUUCUUUUUGUUCUUUUUGAAAACGUCACCGUUUUCAUCGCGAAAGGUAUCCAGAAAUGGCGCUUACGACCAAAGAGUUAUCAAUAAGGCGCGCCCUCGAUUGCGCGGGGGCGGUUCCGGUAAACGAAAACGCGCACGAGAGAGAGAAAAAUAUAUACAAUGGACUCUCGAUAUAUUGCCGCGGUCGGGGCUGUGGGAGAGAAAAUUCUCAGAAACGGCAAUGCGCCGAGAGCCCUCUUCAGGCGAAGCUCUGUUGUCAUAGUCCCGGCGUCUGCGCACUUGUGUGUAUGAAAGUACGUGUGGAGGGGGAAGUACCUCGCGCGGCAAUAUAGCAAGAUGCAAUAUGUCAAGAGUUCACUGUACUCCCAUGUAAGCUCGCUCGAUGGCGUUUUAGCAACGUACGACCCCGGACCAGUACACCCGCGUGAGCGCUCAAACAGAAUUACACUGUACUUACAAGCAUGGACGUGUUUGAGCAAUAAAACGUUUGUACAUUU